This is a messenger RNA of Syngnathoides biaculeatus (alligator pipefish), 5493 nucleotides long. RefSeq names its product solute carrier family 6 member 5 (gene slc6a5). Gene Ontology annotation, cellular component: membrane. Gene Ontology annotation, molecular function: glycine:sodium symporter activity. The transcript is spliced from 17 exons. Gene Ontology annotation, biological process: synaptic transmission, glycinergic; glycine import across plasma membrane; sodium ion transmembrane transport. NCBI's taxonomy places the organism in Eukaryota, Metazoa, Chordata, Actinopteri, Syngnathiformes, Syngnathidae. Bases 237 to 2528 code for a protein of 763 amino acids. The record is from RefSeq and is a predicted model, not a curated record.
CACAAUUAAGACAUACAAAUUUAACAAAUAAGCACAUGCUGCCGCUGGGAAUUUUUGAUAUUUGAAAAUCCAGGAUUAUGUUUGCUAUGUGAAUGAAGAUUGUUAAAAGUAACCGUUAUUAUAAAUAAUAAUUAAAAAAAUAUAUCGGAUUGCGUUCCAGAAAAGGCUCCACUUUCUCAGAAGACCCGCCGCUUCGGAUUCUACCCUCCAACCCCUGUUGUGACGACCAGAGAAACAUGUCCAAACAACCGGUGGCCCACAUGCCCGCGCAGCCAUCGGACGGAACUGCGGUUUUUCCAGCCGACAAGCCCGCAUUGGCAGCCCCUCAGCCGGCCACUCCUCAGCACAACUACCCGGCGCCUCAGCCGCCGGCUCAAUGCAACGAGAGGCAAACUUUUUGUCCCACGGAAAAUAUACCGGGAGCACCGGACGGCAGUAAAGCAUACGGGACGUUCAAAAACAACCCACCGGUGGCCCCGGCGUCUGUGACGGCCAAUUCUGCCUUGGUCAAGGAGCCCCCUAUUUCGUCCUGCGGGGAUGGGGCGCAGUACGCGGAGCAGAACAACACUGCGUCCAAGUGGACCCCUUUGAGACAGACCACCGUCAUCCUGGGGGUGGAUGGCAACAUGUCCGUUCAAGCCGGCUCUCUGUCCCGGGCUCAAGAUGAUGACGACGAGGGAGGGGAUGAGAACAAGGCCAGGGGAAACUGGUCCAAUAAACUGGAUUUUAUUCUCUCCAUGGUCGGCUAUGCCGUGGGACUGGGGAACGUGUGGAGGUUUCCUUAUCUUGCCUUCCAGAACGGUGGAGGUGCAUUUUUGAUCCCUUACCUGACAAUGUUGGGGACCGCCGGCAUCCCCAUCUUUUUGCUGGAAGUGUCCCUGGGCCAAUUUGCCAGCCAGGGCCCCGUGUCGGUGUGGAAGUGCAUCCCGGCACUGCAAGGUUGCGGGAUUGCCAUGUUGAUAAUAUCUGUCUUGAUAGCCAUAUACUAUAAUAUUAUUAUGUGCUGGACACUGUACUACCUGUUCGCUUCGUUGAAGGGCUCACUGCCAUGGGCUAACUGUAGGAAUGCGUGGAACACGGUGGAUUGUAAGGACAAAGACAUGCUGCUCUUAGACUCAUGCAUCUUGCAGGAUACGAACUUGACCUUGAUCAAGAACUCUUCCUUUUGUUUGUCCGCCCACACUGUCGGAAACUUGAGCAAGCUCUUAAAUAUGGCAGUGGAAGGUGGGAAGACAUAUGUCAGCCCCAGUGAGGAGUACUUCAAGUACAAUGUACUGCACAUCUCCAAAGGCAUCGAAUACCCGGGAGAGAUUCGCUGGCCUCUGGCAGGCUGUCUCUUUCUGGCCUGGGUCAUUGUCUACGCCUCUUUGGCCAAGGGAAUCAAGACUUCAGGGAAGGUGGUGUAUUUCACAGCCACUUUUCCUUACGUGGUACUGGUGAUCCUGUUGAUCAGAGGUGUGACCCUCCCCGGGGCUGCUGAUGGUAUUCUGUACUUCAUCACACCAAAGUGGGAGAAACUCAUGGACGGGAAGGUGUGGAAAGAUGCAGCCACACAGAUCUUUUUCUCUCUGUCUGCUGCCUGGGGAGGCCUCAUAACGCUCUCGUCCUACAAUAAGUUCCACAAUAACUGCUACAGGGACACCAUAAUAGUUACGUGUACAAACAGUGCCACCAGCAUAUUUGCUGGCUUUGUCAUCUUUUCUGUCAUCGGUUUCAUGGCACAUGAGUUGGAUGUGCCAAUUGACAAGGUGGCAGAUGAAGGUCCAGGCAUCGCAUUUGUGGUGUAUCCAGAGGCUCUAACCAGACUCCCCCUGUCUCCAUUCUGGGCUAUUAUCUUCUUUCUCAUGCUCCUGACUCUCGGCCUGGAUACCAUGUUUGCGACCAUUGAGACUAUUGUGACGUCUGUGUCGGACGAGUUCCCCAAAUACUUCAGGAAGCACAAAGCUGUGGUGACACUGGUCUGCUGCUUGAGCUUUUUCAUCCUGGGAUUUCCCAUGAUCACAGAGAACGGCAUGUACAUGCUACAGUUGGUGGACACAUAUGCAGCCUCCUACUCCUUGGUCAUCAUCGCCAUUUUUGAGCUAGUGGGGAUUUCUUAUCUGUAUGGGCUGCAAAGGUUUUGCGAGGAUAUUGAAAUGAUGAUUGGUUUUCAGCCCAAUCGCUUCUGGAGACUCUGCUGGGCCUUUGUGACACCAACCAUUCUGACGGGCAUCUUGAUUCUGAGUCUUUCUCAGUGGAGUGUGAUGACAUAUCAGGACUACACGUACCCCACCUGGUCCAUGGUGCUGGGGUGGCUGAUGGUUAUCUGUUCCGUUAUCUGGAUCCCCAUCAUGUUUGUCAUCAAGAUGUACCUCGCUCCUGGCACCUUAAUUGAGCGUCUGAAGCUGGUUUGCUCCCCUCAGCCGGACUGGGGUCCAUUCCUGAUGAAGCACCGUGGCGAACGCUACAAGAACAUGAUGGAUCCACUGGGAACCAGCUCCCUUGGCCUCAAACUGCCCCAUACGGACUUCCAGCUCAGCACCCUCUAGUGACAGCAGUCCCAGGAGAGCUCUCAUCUUGGGUGGGGGUGCUGGGAAGAGGAACGCUUUUCUUUCUUACCUUCCCUCUGCCUCUUUUCCACUAUGUGCUUCACCGUCUUUUCCCUUUGUCUUCCUUCUAGUGUGAAUUUGGUAAUAAUCACCUUCUCCUCCUCCUUCCUCUUCUACUUCCCUUCUUUCAGGGAGGAGGGGCUACCCCGGUGGAAUCACCUCCACUGGUGAUGCUUUGGGCUCAUUUGGUGGUCUCUCAUUGCCUCCCACUGAUGACGACUGAGUUCAGCGAAGCCUUUUGCUGGGAUUCUGAUUCCUUGUGACCAGUUGUCAUAAAUGGACCGAGCUGCGAUCUGCAAUACUUUAGCUGCUCCCAAUGAAGUCAUGUGUGUUUGUGGCUGUGUGGAAAAAUCAAAUGAAUACUUUCAGCACAAUCAGACACAGGAAAAUAAACUUGUCAGUGACAGAGACAAUGGUUCAAAAAGCUUGGCUAGGAUCAGUCUUUGUUCCAUCCCCAUGCACAUGAAUAUAUUGGUAGUGAAAAUAUUAAGACUGCGCCUUAAUAUUUACAAAAAAAGUUUGUGGUUCUUUAAUUUUACAUUCCAUCCCAGCAUUGUGUAUUCAUAUUAGCCACUCCUUUGCUGCUGUUGCUCCUACAACUAGUGAUGGGAAGUGAAGAAUAGAAAAUCAGGAAUUUGUGCCUCCUUGGUCCAUGUAGAGCAGUCAGUGUAUUGUGAUUGGCCCAUUCGUUCGAUACACGUUGGCCUUGGAUGACUCUGCAGGGUCAUAGAAACUUGGCUCGAUACUUCUCUGAAUCCCAGGGAAUCUUUGUGGGAUCCUCUUUUUUUCCUCAUCUUACAUCAUCUUGUCUAUCUCUGUAAAAUGCCAGUAAAGCCGAUCCACCUUUUACUUAACAAUAUAGAAGCCAUUUAACCUUUUUAAAGCGCUAAAACGAAGCCUGCUAGUCACUCUGUAUGUCUAGUGUAGAAAGUAUAUUGCAGUAGGCUGUGUGUGUUGUGAACUUCAUAGCAACUUGUGAAAACACAAUGUGCAUUGCACUAAUAGCUUCACCCACACAUAUAUGUGCUUAUACACGUGCACAUACAUGUGUAUAUAAAUUGCAUAUAUGUGUGUGUGUGUGCUUCUACAUGAAUAUAUCUAACUUUUAGCAGAGGAGGGAGCUGUCACGACAGAUUGAAUGUGCGUGUUGUCUUUGUAUAUGUACGAAGUGUUCGUUUUGGUGUGUACGGUCACGUCCCACAAUACUUAACAGGCUAGAAAAAGGAUUCUCAUUUCCUGGAGUUGUUUUUGUCUUAUUUGCGAUAUACAGGUAGCUCUGAAGACCUCUUUGCCGUUUUGAAACCUUCUCGCUUCACUGUACGUCCUCUUGAAAACAGGGUCUCAGGUAUUCACAAGUCCAUCAAAUGAGUGCUUGUUGAACGGGAUUUGGUGGGAUUCGGUUACGCUGUGGAACAAAUACAAAAGCAUUAAGAUAUUCUGUACCACCGUGUUGAAUAGGCAUUGGUUUGUAUGUGUGUGUGAUCCACUGGCGAAUGAUUGCAAGUAUGCAUCUUUUCCUGAGAACAAAUUAUAAGCUAUAAAGAGUACGUAAAUGUAUCAAAUGUAGCUCAUAGGCACACUUUGCAGUCUCUAUAAACGAGUACGAACCAGCUUGUAGGUUAAAGUAAUUCAGAAGCCGUCCAAGAAACUAAAAAUACUGCACAUGUUUUGAGUGUUCAGCAGGUUUCAGCGCUAACAGUUGCUUGGAUGUAAAAGUCUCAUGGAUUGUUUCAGUGAUACCCACUGUACAAACUUGGAAGAAAUUUGUUUUGAGAUUGUGAAACCCAAACAAUGCAUGUGGUGAACACACGGUUACACAAGAGUCUGAUGACAAACUGCUUAUUGCUGUAUUUAGCUUGAGGCGUUCAAAUGUGAUGUGUGCGCGUGCGUUUGCCUUAGUGUUUUUAAUGUGGCCAACUAUCAGACGUUUGCACGGCUAUUAGGUGAGUGAUUAUGUGCGGUGAUACCCACCCACUUUCCCAAAUUGCUGGAAGAUCUGAAUGUCUACAAAGGAAAGGUAAAGUUUUCACAAUAACUAACCAUAAAGUUGAUUGUGUGAUGUAGUGCGUUGUAUGUUCUCUGCAGACUUUAAAUGCCUGAUAAUGUAUUAUAAUGGGUAAAAGGGCCACAUUGAUGUCUGUCCUUGUCUUUCACGUUCCCUGCAUUUGUUUUGAGGGAGCAAAGGCGCUAAAUCCACAUAGCUUCAUGAAAUAUGACACUCGUAGGCUUGCAUGUGCAGUUUGUGUUGCUCAACUCAAAAGUCCAUGUAUAGAUAUUUAUCAAUGCAUGAUAAACGAGCUGUUUACAUGAAACAAAUGACCCAGAGGUUAAAGAAAAACUAUUUAGUUGGUCAUUUGAACUAAUCAAAGAAUAACAUGAAUAACUCUGCAAGUCAACUUUUGGCAGUCACCAAAGGAAGAAAAAAAUAGAAAUUUAAAGAUAAAAUAGAAGAAAAAAGGAUCAUGUGAUUUGUGUGUAGGAGUUUUAGCUACUGCCAUACAUGUUCCAUGCAGUAUUAUCUUGGGUGUUUGCCAAUAUGUUACAAAACAUCUUCAGGUAACCAUUGGCCUUAUAGAUGUCUUCUAAUAGUACAAUAUUAUAUGUAUUUCAGAUAUAUCACCACAGAAAAGCUUCUUGUCUGUCUCAUGGUAUCAGUAUUCCUAUCGUCAGUGUGGCACUUUACUGUGUGACCUAUGAUGGCGUAGGUUAAAAUUUUAAUUACUUGAGUAAUGUAAUACAUUUGUGUGUGUUCUCUGGGAGGCACAGCUGCCUAUGGAUAUAGAUAUGUGCCUCCAACAUGAAUCAUAUAUUUAGAAAUAGAGUAUAUAUGUUUUAGAAUUGGUGUAAGAUAAAAGAAUAUAAUAUAAGAUAUAUGUGAAAUGCAUUUAUUUUCACUUGUCAUCAA